Molecule: messenger RNA, 1827 nt
Organism: Crotalus tigris (Tiger rattlesnake)
Lineage: Eukaryota; Metazoa; Chordata; Lepidosauria; Squamata; Viperidae
Gene: RPP25L
Product: ribonuclease P/MRP subunit p25 like
Exons: 3
Coding region: 229-759 (176 amino acids)
Biological process (GO): tRNA 5'-leader removal
Cellular component (GO): ribonuclease MRP complex
Molecular function (GO): RNA binding
Source: RefSeq, a predicted model, not a curated record
AGGAAGGUGUGGGCUGGGGAUGAUGGGAGUGAGUGCCCGAGGCCUAGGGAGACCAGUGGUGGGGCAAAGAAGGUCCUGGACCGCGUUCACAUGUUUCUGGGUCAACCCGGGUUAUUCCCUCAGCAGUUCUGAGGGGAAUCCGCGGCUCGGCGCGUUGCCGUGAGAUUUGCAUAGCACUGAUUGUUGAACAUGAGAUAUUAAUGAAGAAGGCUUAAAGCACUGCAAACCAUGGAGAAUUACCAGAAGUCCAAGGCAGUGGAGAAGCCUUCUCCUCUCCCUUUCACCAGCUUGCCCUCAGACAUCAUUGAAAUGAAAGUGAAGGAUGGAAGCAAAAUCCGGAACCUGAUGGGCUAUGCCAUUGGCAAGAUGGAGCAAGAGACGACGAGACAGAUGCUCUUCAGCGGAGUUGGCAAAGCCAUCAACAAGACCAUCACGUGCGUGGAGAUUAUGAAGCGGCGGCUCAAAGAUCUUCAUCAGAUCACAAAAGUGUUCUUUCAGCAAAUAGAGGAGAUCUGGGAACCGAUUGUGCCAGAGGCCGGUCUAGAUCCCUUGACUGUGAAACGAAAUAUCCCUGCCAUUUGUGUUUUGCUGAGCAAAGACCCCCUAGAUCAUCAGGAGCCAGGUUAUCAGGCUCCGGGAUCCUUCGAUGCUUUCUGGUUGGAAACGCUGAAUUCGGAGUCCCAAAGUCAGCCGAAAAGGAAGAAGGGGGGCGGGAGAGGGGCAGGCCAUGCAGGAAAGCACCCUUCCUCUGCCUUUUGAUAAUCCCAAAAUAAGCUGACUGAAUUACUUAACCUACAGAGCAAAAGAAAGCCGGACCGUUUUCGUGAUGAGAGAGGAAAAUGGAGAAUCUUGGAAUGGAAAGAGGCUGAUUUAAAGGAAGCGGAAGAAAAGAGGCUGAGAUUUCAGAACUGCCUGGGUCAGGUUGAUCAUCGGUAUCUGGUAAAAGGGCUCUUUUUUUCCUUUCAGAAGGAAACAAAUGCUCUGGUGGAUUGUUCUAGUGGUCGAAACAAUAGUGAUUAAAAAGAGCCUUCUGGUUGGGGGAGAUGUGGUGGAAAAUCUGUGCCUGUUUACCAAGAAGGUAGCUAUGACGUUUGCCUGAUUUCCUCAGUGGAUGACUUGGAUGUUACCUUUGGAUCUAAUACUGUGAAAGGGCAGGUAUUUUCUGGUUCCAAAAUUUGAUGGUAACAGGAAGGAGGCCCUGUUUUUUGUGGUAUUCUUUGGCUUUAACACAGGGCUCUCCAAACUUGGCGACUGUAAGACUAGUGGAUUUCAAUUCCCAGGGCGCACGCUGGCUGGGAGAUUCUGGGAGUUGAAGUCCACAAGUUGUCAAGUUUGGAGACCUCCCCGUUGUAACAUAAGCAUCUGCCUACCUGUAUAGUCAAGAUUAUUGUGAUUGCCAGACGUGCAGAGGGUGCAGCUUAGUAUGUCUAAAGACAGUUGGAAAAAUGCUGAGGUUAUUUGAUUGUUAAAAAACAUAAGAUUGCACAACAAUACUGUUGUUAGUUUUUUUUAUUUUUAGUUAAUUUUUUUUUCAACAUUUGAAAAGGCUGCUUUGGUCUAUGAAAGAGUUGUUGCUACUUGCUGAUACUUAUCUCCAGUAAUUCUGUUUCCCUCCAUAAGUGGUGCCUGAGUGUUGCCUGAGGAAAUGUAAGAUGUUAUGGAGAGCCUUUCCCCUUUUUAGCUGAUAUAACUUCAUGUAUCUCUGAAAGCACUGAUGCUCCAGAGAUCCUACAUGGGGCAGGAAUUUUAUCUGUUUGACUGCAUUGACAAUACUGAUGAAUUAUUUGUAUUCAAUCAAACCAUUAAAAAAAAAUCACAUUCUUAGUA